GGUCGGUCGGUCGGUCGGUCGGUCGUCGAAGUCUGCUUUUUGCUUUCUGCCUUGUGCUUUAUGCUUUCUGCCUCUGUCACUGCCAGCGUAUUCGCCAUUUUCGCUUUGCUGUUUUCGGCUUGCGGGCCAAAAUAUUUUGUCUUUCGCCUGUCGACUUCAUUGCGGUGUUACGUGUUUCGCGUGUCAGACGCAACGAAUGGCCACGGUGCGCGGCUAAAGCGGCAAAAACAUACAAAAAUAAGAAACAAAUAAAAACAAUAAGAGAAUUGCAAAAAGCGAACGACAACAAUAAAAUAAAAUUUAUUUUAAAACAUUCAUAAAUUGUAGACUAGCAAUAGUGAAUAGCAUAAAAUAUAUAAUCCAAAGCAACAAAUUUUUGACUGGACUUGCCUUAAAGUAGCAGCUACAGCUAAAAGCUGCUGUGAAACAUUCAAAUUGUGAUUAUUAGUCAAGUUUAAGAAAAACUAGUGUACAAAUCCAAUAAACAGUUAAGAAAUCAACAGAAAACCAAACGGAAUUCAAGCAGAAGCCAAUAACAAACAAGAAUAAGAAUAAUUAUGGAGACCAUUUAAUGUGAAAGCUAAGGAAACGGUUAACGGUUAACGGUUAACGGGAGAGCCGCUCAAGAUGUCCAUGGUAUGCAGUCUGAAUGGCGAUGGCAGCCAGGCAGCAAACAGCACCAAUACAAAUGCAAACACAAACGCAAACACAGCAACAAACACAAAUUCAAAUACAAACGCAAUUGGGUCCACGGCCACGCACACAACGUUCGACUACACGCAACAGCAACAACAGCAACAACAGCAACAACAACAGCAACAACAACAACAACAACAUGAUAUGCCCAAUGCCAGCACCCCGCUGUUGCUGGGCCACGAAUCGGGCGGCCUGAGCGGCGUUGCCAACAGCGACGUUGGCAACAAUGGUAGCGGUGCAGCCAUAACGGUACUGCAGCCGCCUGUCAUCUUAGGCACAGCGAAUUUCACGGCAGCGGAGCCGGCUGCGGCGUCAGCGUCAGCGUCAGAUACAGUGGUUAGCAUGAAUAGCGGUACUUUGAAUGUGUCUGGCGUGACAUUGCCAGGCACAUUGAAUUUCGUAAUGGGCGCCACUUCCGCGCAGGCGGCGACCAACAACGACAACAACAACAAUAUGGACAAUGCGAGCGACGACUCGAACCCGGUGACCAUUUACAGGUGCCGGGCCCCGAUAGCGUCCCUCGACUGCAUGGAGGAGUUCAGUGGUACGGGCGGUCAUCUUGAUUUCGGGCGUUCGAUAAGCCUGGGCUCCAAUCCGGCGCUGCCGCUGCGGCACGGCUCGACGCCCACGCCCGGCUUGCGGUACAAGAAUCUAGGCAAGAGCGGUCUGCGUAUCUCGAACGUGGGCUUGGGCACAUGGCCAGUAUUCUCGCCGGGCGUCAGUGAUGAGCAGGCCGAGGCCAUACUAAAACUGGCCAUCGACAGCGGCAUCAAUCUGUUUGACAUCUCCGAGGCGCACUCUGAGACGGAAAUUGGCAAAAUAUUGCAGCGCACGGGUUGGAAGCGAACCACCUAUGUGAUCACAACCAAGGUGUACUGGAGCACCAAAUCCGAGGAGCGGGGCCUAUCACGCAAACACAUCAUCGAGUGCGUGCGAGCCAGUUUGCAACGUCUGCAGUUGAACUACAUCGAUAUUGUCAUCAUUCACAAGGCAGAUCCCAUGUGUCCCAUGGAAGUGGUGCGAGCCAUGAGCUAUGUCAUCCAGCAAGGCUGGGCCAUGUAUUGGGGUACCGCCAGAUGGUCUCAGGUUGAGAUAAUGGAGGCGUAUACCAACUGCCGGCAGUUUAACUGCAUAACACCGAUUGUUGAGCAGUCGGAAUACCAUAUGUUCUGUCGCGAAAAGUGUGAGCUCUACCUGCCCGAGAUGUAUAACAAAAUAGGCGUGGGUCUGAUGGCUUGGGGACCACUGUCCAUGGCAUUGAGCGAUACGCAGAAUGGGGACAAACUGUUUUUGCCCAAGGGCUCAUUUAAGACCAAGAGCUUUUCGUGGACCGAGGAUGAGAUCAAUCGCAACGCCGCACUGUCGCCGCAGGGUAGCUGGGGCAAGGAUCGGAUUGAGGAGGGGCGACGCCAUUGCGAUCGGUUGCGUGACUUGGCCGCGCUGGCCGAGAAGCUUGGCUGCAGUCCGACACAGCUAUCGAUUGCCUGGUCACUGAAGCACGAGCCCGUUCAGUGCCUUCUGUUGGGCGCCACCUCGGCGGAGCAGCUGCAUCAGAGCUUGCAAUCGUUGCAGCUAUUGCCGCGGCUGUCGUCCAGCGUAAUGCUGGAAUUGGAGCGGAUAUUGGAGAAUAAACCGGUGCGACCGCCAAUGAUAUCCACACUGGCGCUUCGGUGACAAUCAGCCUGCCCGCAGGGCCCACUCAGCCUGAGCGGCGGUGGGCCCUGCGGUGCCGAUUCGCCAAAGCAGGAGGAGGAGGCUUUCAUUGAGGAGGCGGAUGCCAAGGAGGCUGCAAAGCAGGGUUUCUGUGUUAUUCAGUGACGAAAGGAGUCCUUAGAUAAUGAUAAUAAAUUUUUGAAAGUGAUUAGCAGUAAAACUAGCCUAAGUAGCAAUACUAUGACAACAACAAUAAGCAAGCAUGAGCUGCAGCAGCAACAGCAGCAACACAAACUGCAACAUUAUCAGCAGCUAGCCAUACCAGCAGCAGCAGCAGCAUCAGCAGGAGCAGCAGCAGGAGCAGCAGCAGGAGCAGCAGCAGCAGGAACAGCAACUGAGCCGCCAAGUGGAUCCUCAGCUGAUCCAUUUGAUACGCUGAACAACAAUGAUAUUGGCAGCAACGAGGAGCGGGAAUCGACUGUUGGCCAGGCGCAGGCAAAGGGUCUGAAGCGACGCUCUUUGCUCAAUUUCAAAUCCUUCGACUUUCACAUCAAGACGCUGUACAGUGGACUGCGUGCGGGCGCACCGGCGAGUGCUGGCCACAAGUCCGAGUCCGGCUCGCAGUCGCAGUCGCAGUCGCGCUCAUCCUUGUUGGGCAUGAGUCUGGCUGUGCCAGGUGGCGCUGCAAACAGGCGCAUACCGCCGCAUCUGCGCAUCGAGGGCGUCGAUGCGGAUGAGGAGCAGGCGCAGGAGUCGAUGAAAUUAUUGCUCGAUUAUUCGCAGUCACCGUUUACGCCGCGACGCAACUCCAGCACCCAACUGCUGCACAGCGGCUCGCCGGCACUUUCGAGCACCUUGUCGCCCUACUAUCUGUCGCCAUACAUGAUAGCCGGCGGCGGCGGCGGCGGAGCAGCGUCCUCCACAGCGGUCGCCGACGACAGCAGUUCGGGCAAUAUACGCCGCUCCUCAACCUCGGAUAUUGUUGGCUGCCGACGUCGCGGCUCGCCGAGCUCAGCCAACAGCAGUCGCCGGCCGAGCACCUCGGAUUUGUUGCGACGGGCACGCGAACGACGCGGCAGCGGGGCGCGCAUGGGUCGCAGCGUUUCGCACAGUGCGAUGCGCGGCGGCGGACCAAGCGGCGGUGGCAUCGGCGGCGGGCCCAGCUGCAUGGGCGGCAGGCGCACUAGCAUGGCGUUCUAGAUAUGUAGUAUACAAGGAACGCUGCAAAUUGAUUUCAAAUCAGCUGACAAAUGGCGCUUAUGAAUUUUUACUAGUUACACACGUAGAAUCAACAACAGAAACCAAAUCUUCAAGAAUAAACAAAAAAAA
Molecule: messenger RNA, 3678 nt
Organism: Drosophila virilis
Lineage: Eukaryota; Metazoa; Arthropoda; Insecta; Diptera; Drosophilidae
Gene: Hk
Product: potassium voltage-gated channel subfamily A regulatory beta subunit hyperkinetic
Biological process (GO): potassium ion transport; regulation of potassium ion transmembrane transport
Cellular component (GO): voltage-gated potassium channel complex; cytoplasm
Molecular function (GO): transmembrane transporter binding; voltage-gated potassium channel activity; potassium channel regulator activity
Source: RefSeq, a predicted model, not a curated record